Fusarium sp. VM40 is the source of this 723-nucleotide messenger RNA. The record is from the annotation of a GenBank genome assembly. Lineage: Eukaryota; Fungi; Ascomycota; Sordariomycetes; Hypocreales; Nectriaceae.
AUGUCUGAGCAAUACAUCCUGUUUGACCUUCCAAGCCGAGACUCUCUUGGUGCUUGGUCUCUCAACCCGUGGAAAACUCGAUUUCUCUUGAACUUCAAGGGAAUCGACUACAAGACCGAAUGGCUUGAGUACCCCGACAUCAAGGAGACCCUGGAGCCUCACAUUUCUGCCAACCCAGCCACAGGCACAUGGACCAUCCCAACCAUCAAGUGCCCUGAUGGCACUUACAUCAUGGAUUCGGCCAAGAUUCUUGAGCGCAUUGAGAAGGACCACCCUGAGCCCUCCGUCCACAAAGACUCGCCUGUUCUGGCCAAGCUCUUUUCGAUCAUGCCCAAGAUCAUGAGCGCCCUCCAGCCGGUCUACUUCCACACUGUCCCAAGUAACAUUCUCGGUCAAAAGAGCAUUCCAUACUGGCACGAGACCCGAUCAGAGGUGGCUGGCAAGCCCGUUGAUGAGUUCUACAAGGAAAAGGGCGGCCAGCAGGCCUGGGAUAACGCCAAGGCUUCUGUGCAAGAGGUUGAGGCUCUUCUCAAAGAGAACUCGGAGGGUCCUUUCUUCUUGGGAAAGACUCCCAGCUAUGCUGACUUUGUUUGGGGCGGUUUCCUUAUCUUCAUGCAGCGCAACGAGAUCAUUGAGGAGGUUUAUAAGAUCAGUGGCGAUAGCCAGGUUCAUAAGGACCUUCUUGAGUCCCUUGCUCCUUGGCACAAGAGGAACGACUAUUGA